Molecule: messenger RNA, 3141 nt
Organism: Varanus komodoensis (Komodo dragon)
Lineage: Eukaryota; Metazoa; Chordata; Lepidosauria; Squamata; Varanidae
Product: vomeronasal type-2 receptor 26-like
Exons: 9
Coding region: 1-3141 (1046 amino acids)
Biological process (GO): G protein-coupled receptor signaling pathway
Cellular component (GO): membrane
Molecular function (GO): G protein-coupled receptor activity
Source: RefSeq, a predicted model, not a curated record
AUGAGAUGCUUCAUGGAGCACUAUAGUUUCCUGGAAAGUGACACAUCAAUUCAUCUCCACAAUCUGAGAAUGAAACACAAUGCCCCUUGCCAUCUGUUGGCAACAUAUAGUUCUGUCUCUAAGAACUACCAACAUGUCGUGGCCUUGGCUUUUGCUGUGAAGGAGAUCAAUGAGAACCCCCACUUCUUACCCAAUAUCUCCCUGGGCUUCCACAUCCUCAAUAGCUACUACACAGCCAAAAUGACCUUCAAGGCCACCCUCAACCUGCUUUCCACACAACUUCACUUAGUUCCCAACUACAAGUGCAAUGACCAGAACAUUCUGAUAGAUGUCAUUGGAGGAUGCCUCUCAGAAAUCUCUGCCAAUAUGGCCAUCCUUUCAUCAAUCUGGAAGACUCCACGGCUCCAUUACCUUCUAAGAAGCAUCUCAUUCAAUAACAUUGCUGGAGACACUGUGCACUUUAAUGAAAAUGGAGAGUUGGUUGCAGAGUUUGAUGUUACCAACUGGCUGAUGUUCCCCAAUGGCUCCAUGGCUAGAGUGAAGGUUGGAAGGCUGGACCCCCAGGCUCCUGCAGGCCAAGAGUUAACGAUUGAUGCUGACCAAAUCACAUGCCAUCCAAGCUUUAAUCAGCCAGGUGACCUUGUUAUCGGAGGGAUAGUUUCUCAAGUCUAUUCCCUUUAUAAUCACCUCACUUUCAUGGAACAGCCUGCACAGGCAUUGCUUAGUGAUCCCAUUUCUGUGCCUAAGAACUACCAGCAUGUCCUGGCCUUGGCUUUUGCUGUGAACGAGAUCAGUGAGAACCCCCACAUCUUACCCAAUAUCUCCCUGGGCUUCCACAUCCUCAAUAGCUACUACACAGCCAAGAUGACCUUCAAGGCCACCCUCAACCUGCUUUCUACACAACACAGGCUUCUCCCCAACUACAAGUGCCAUGACCAGACUGUUCUGAUAGCUAUCAUUGGGGGAUGCCUUUCUGAAAUCUCUGCCAAUGUGGCCAUCCUUUCAUCAAUCUGGAAGACUCCACAGAUCACCUAUGGAUCAUUUCUGCCAGGGCAAGGGGGCAAAGACCAAUUUCCAUUUUUGUACCAGAUGGUCCCAAAUGAAGCCCAACAGUACAAGGGAGUUGUGCGGCUACUUCAGCAUUUCAGGUGGACUUGGAUUGGGCUUUGUGCUGUGGAUGAUGACAAAGGGCAAAGGUUCCUGCAGACAAUGGUGCCAAUGCUUGCCCGGAAUCUCAUCUGUGAUGCCUUCAUACUGAGAAUACCAAAGUGUGAUUAUGUCGACCAGCUGAUAGAAGUGAUGUUGCAGCACUGGAAAAGCUACAAUACUGUCAUUGAGAGCAAAGCCAAUGUAGUCUUUGUAUAUGGAGAAGCUCCCUCAUUUCAGAUGUUGAGUAUGUUGCUGUUUCUAGCACCCUUCUUGGAUUUGCCACCACUGGGGAAAGUGUGGAUUGUUACUUCCCACUGGGAUUUUGCAUCACAUUCACUUCAAAAGAUGUGGGAUAUGCAGACCUUCCAUGGUUCCAUAUCCUUCUCUGUUCACUCUAAUCAGCCAUUAGGAUUCCAAAGGUUUACUCAGACGGUUAGACCUUUGUGGGCAAAAGAAGAUGGCUUUAUCCAGGACUUCUGGGAACAGUCAUUCAGCUGUUUACUAAAACUGUCUGAUGGGAGGCAGAAGGACAAGGUGACUUGUUCAGGGGAUGAGAAGCUGGAGAGCCUUCCCGGAUCUUUCUUUGAAAUUAAGAUGACUGGCCAUAGCUAUAAUGUUUACAAUGCUGUCUAUACUGUUGCACAAGCUUUGCAUGCCAUAUAUGAGACCAGCUCAAAGCACAGAAGACUGGCAGAAAGAGAGAGUCCUGCACAUCAGAAUGUGCAACCAUGGCAGCUCCAUCAAUUUCUUAGCAGCAUCUCAUUCAAUAACAAUGUUGGAGACACUGUGCAUUUUAAUGAAAAAGGAGAGUUGGUUGCAGAGUUUGAUGUUACCAACUGGCUGAUGUUCCCCAAUGGCUCAGUGGGUAGAGUAAAAGUUGGAAGCCUGGACCCCCAAGCUCCUGCAGGAGAGGAAUUAACCAUUGACAAUGAGCAAAUCAGUUGGCAUACAAUCUUUAAUCAGGUGAUGCCCAUUUCCAUGUGCAAUGACCACUGCUAUCCAGGCUCCAGCAGGAAAAAGAAGGAGCAAGAGAAAUUUUGCUGCCAUGACUGUGCUCCAUGUCCAGAAGGCAUGAUCUCUCACCUGAAAGAUAUGAAUGCUUGCAUCAAAUGUCUAGAUGCUCAAUACCCCAACAAGGAACAAGCACAAUGUCUUCCCAAGAGUCUAAGCUACCUCUCUUACACGGAAGCUCUAGGCUUCUUCUUGGCCAGCUUGGCUAUUUUGUUCUCUUUCAUCACAAUUUUGGUGCUUGGCACUUUUCUCAAGCACAAGGACACCCCCAUAGUCAAAGCCAACAACCGAAGCAUCACCUACAUCCUCCUCACCUCCCUCCUUCUCUGCUUCCUCUCCACUUUGCUCUUCAUCGGGCAGCCUGGAAAGGGGACCUGCCUCCUGAGACAAACGGUUUUCAGCACUGUCUUCUCCAUGGCCCUUUCCAGCAUCUUGGCCAAAACCAUCACUGUGCUUCUGGCAUUCAUGGCUACAAAGCCAGGGUCCAGCAUGAGGAAAAGGAUGGGGAAAGGACUAGCCAAUUCAAUUGCCCUUGCUGGAUCCUUGAUUCAAGCAGCCAUUUGUACACUUUGGCUAUGCACCAGCCCUCCAUUUCCAGAUGUGGACCUGCUUUCACUGGAGGACAAAAUCAUUCUGGAGUGCAAUGAGGGCUCUGCUCCCAUGUUUUAUUGUGUCUUGUGUUACUUGGGAUCCCUGGCUAUAGUCAGCUUCUCUGUGGCUUUCCUAGCCAGGAAAUUGCCUGACGCCUUCAAUGAGGCCAAGUUCAUCACUUUCAGCAUGCUGGUCUUCUGCAGUGUAUGGUUGUCCUUUGUUCCAGCUUACCUGAGCACCAAAGGGAAGCAUGUGGUGGCCGUGGAAAUCUUUGCCAUCUUGUCAUCCAGUGCUGGGCUGCUGGGUUGCAUUUUUGGCCCUAAAUGCUAUAUGAUUCUGCUCAGGCCUGAGCUGAACCACAGGGAGCAUCUAAUAAGAAGGAAAAACUGA